AUGACUCUCAGGAAGGAUGAGCAUCUGCCAAUAAAGAUCGAAGCUGGCCUUCAGAAAAACUUUGUGCCAGUUGAAAUGGGUGAGGAUUUUGUGGGGAAGGGGGGGGAGGCAACUCUUCACAAGGUUACUGGAAACUCUUCGACAGCCCACAACCGGUUUCUCCUCCGACCCGCUGGGCGGUUUGAUCAAUAUCGGCUCUCAGGUGAUGAGGACACACGUUUUAUCACCCGUGUUGACUAUGUCGACGAUGGUCCCGCCGAUCAGGACUAUGAACCACCGGAAGAAGACAACGAAGAUGAGGAGAUGGCCUAUGAUUAUUCCAGGGAUCAAGGUGAAGAUGACUAUUCAACAGAAGAUGAAGAGGAUGAAGAGUUGUUAAACAAGGCGCGAAAUACAAGACUGAGACGUACACAUGGUUCGUCGAGAUACUAUCUGGAACAAAUCAUUGAUUUGUUGCGAACCUAUGGUCCUAUGAUAUGGCGAGCUGUAAAGUUCUUCGGUUAG
Messenger RNA from Opisthorchis viverrini, 504 nucleotides. RefSeq lists its product as hypothetical. NCBI's taxonomy places the organism in Eukaryota, Metazoa, Platyhelminthes, Trematoda, Opisthorchiida, Opisthorchiidae. The transcript is spliced from 2 exons. Bases 1 to 504 code for a protein of 167 amino acids. The record is from RefSeq and is a predicted model, not a curated record.